Messenger RNA from Rhinichthys klamathensis goyatoka, 2566 nucleotides. Its product is annotated as zinc finger protein 91-like. Gene Ontology annotation, biological process: regulation of DNA-templated transcription. The record is from RefSeq and is a predicted model, not a curated record. The coding region runs from base 143 to 2413 and encodes 756 amino acids. The transcript is spliced from 4 exons. NCBI's taxonomy places the organism in Eukaryota, Metazoa, Chordata, Actinopteri, Cypriniformes, Leuciscidae. Gene Ontology annotation, molecular function: RNA polymerase II cis-regulatory region sequence-specific DNA binding; DNA-binding transcription factor activity, RNA polymerase II-specific.
AUCACACAGUGAUCACAGUUCACACCUGCAGUGAAGCCCCUCCCACAACAAUUCACCAAUAAAUACUGGGAAUAUCCCCAUCAUCCUACAAGAGAAGGACAAACUCCAGGAGUAGCAGCUGAAAUCUGUGUGACUGUUAAAGAUGGAGUUUAUUAAAGAGGAGAUUGAAGACAUGACUGAUCCAGAACCAUCCAGAAUAAAACAUGAAGAUACCGAGGAACAAAUAGACCAGAUGGAAGUGACGGAGCAAAGACAGAAACUAAAUGACGUGAAGGAACUCUGCGACUUCAAAACUCAAGGAACAAAAGCCAAAAAGCUGCACUCCUGCUCUCAGUGUGGAAAGAGUUUUUCUCAAGCAUCAACUCUCAGUGUUCAUCGGCUCCGUCACUCUGGAGAAAAACCAUUUAACUGUGAUCAGUGUGGUAAAGAUUUUAUUUCGUCAUCAAAUCUAAAACAACACCUGAUAGUUCAUUCAGAUGAGAAGCCUUAUGUGUGUUCUCUCUGUGGAAAGAGUUUUUCACGGCUGAACAAUUUUAAACAGCACCAGAAAACACAUGAUGGAGUGAGAGAUCAUGUGUGUUUGGACUGUGGAAAAAGCUUUACUCUAGCUGGCAAUCUGAAACAGCACCAAAGAAUUCAUACUGGAGAAAGACCUUACAAGUGCUCAUACUGUGACAAGAGUUUCACUCAGUCUGGAUCUCUGAAAUCACAUGAGCGAGUUCAUACUGGAGAGAAGCCGUACGACUGUACUCAGUGUGGGAAAAGUUACAAAGAUGCAUCAGUUCUCAGUGUUCAUCUGCUCCGUCACUCUGGAGAAAAACCAUUCAACUGCGAUCAGUGUGGGAAAGAUUUUAAUUUGUUAUCAAAUCUAAAAUCACACCUGAAAGUUCAUUCAGAUGAGAAGCCUUAUGUGUGUUCUCUCUGUGGAAAGAGUUUUUCAUGGCUGGCCAGUUUUAAACUGCACCAGAAAACACAUGAUGAAGUGAGAGAUCAUGUGUGUUGUGACUGUGGGAAGAGCUUUACUAGAGCGGACUGUCUGAAACUGCACCAAAGAAUUCAUACUGGAGAAAAACCUUACAAGUGCUCAUAUUGUGACAUGAGUUUCACUCAUUCUGGAAACCUGAAAUCACAUGAGCGACUUCAUACUGGAGAGAAGCCGUACUACUGUACUCAGUGUGAGAAGAGUUUUAAAAGUUUAGCAAGCCUUCACACACAUAUGAAAAAAUGUUUGAAUAUGGCAAAGAUGGAGUUUAUUAAAGAGGAGAUUGAAGACAUGAGUGAUCCAGAACCAUCCAGAAUAAAACAUGAAGAUAUCGAGGAACAAAAAGACUGGAUGGAGAAAAGAGACAAACUGAAUGAAGUGGAGGAGAAAUGUGAUGUGAAAACUCAAGGAACAAAAGCCAAAAAGCGGCACUCCUGCUCACAGUGUGGAAAGAGUUUCAGACAGAAAGGAAACCUCAACACACACAUGAGAGUUCACACUGGAGAGAAACCGUAUACAUGCACUCAGUGUGGAAAGAGCUUUUCUCAAGUGUCAAGUCUCAAUAAUCAUCGGCUCCGUCACUCUGGAGAAAAACCAUUUAACUGUGAUCAGUGUGGUAAAAAGUUUAAUUCGCCUUCAGAUCUAAAGAAACACCUGAAAGUUCAUUCAGAUGAGAAGCCUUAUGUGUGUUCUCUCUGUGGAAAGAGUUUUUCACGACUGGAAGGUUUUAAACAGCACCAGAAAAUGCACAAUGAAGUGAGAGAUCAUGUGUGUUGUGACUGUGGGAAGAGCUUUACUACAGCCACUCAACUGAAACGACACCAACGAAUUCAUACUGGAGAAAAACCUUACAAGUGCUCAGUUUGUGACAAGAGAUUUAAUGUGUCUGGAAACCUGAAAGUGCAUGAGCAACUUCAUACCGGAGAGCAGCUUUACCACUGUACUCAAUGUGGAGUGAGUUUCAAAUCUCCCAGAGGUCUCUGUAAUCAUCUGCGCAUUCACUCUGGAGAAAAGCCAUUUAAGUGUGAUCAGUGUGGUAAAGAUUUUAGAUCAUCGUCAAAUCUGAAAAAAGUUCAUUCAGAUGUGAGGCCUCACUUUUGUACUUUCUGUGGAAAGAGUUUUUCAUGGCUGGACAGUUUUAAACUUCACCAGAAAACAGAUAGCGGAGUGAGAGAUCAUGUGUGUUGUGACUGUGGGAAGAGCUUUACUAAAGCUGGGCAACUGAAUCGGCACCUACGAAUUCAUAAUGGAGAAAAACCUUUCAAGUGCUCAUAUUGUGACAAGAGUUUCACUCAGUCUGGAAACCUGAAAUCACACGAGCGAGUUCACACUGGAGAGAAGCCGUACCAGUGCAUUCAGUGUGAGAAGAGCUUCACCCAAUCAACGACUUUAAGGAUUCAUAUUAAAAAUCAUUGUCAUGUGUCACACUGAGCGAAUGUUAAUCUCAGAUCUAAUGUGUUCAAGAAAAUCAUUUGAGAAUCAGUACAUUAAUUUAUUAUUUUCAGUCAAAUGUGUAGUUAAACUAGCGUUGCUGUGAAAUACCAGAAGAUUUGUGGAGGCGUUUCUUUCUUGGAGAGCAGCAAG